Messenger RNA from Panonychus citri (citrus red mite), 2205 nucleotides. RefSeq names its product acyl-coenzyme A diphosphatase NUDT19-like. The record is from RefSeq and is a predicted model, not a curated record. The transcript is spliced from 4 exons. Bases 519 to 1715 code for a protein of 398 amino acids. Lineage: Eukaryota; Metazoa; Arthropoda; Arachnida; Trombidiformes; Tetranychidae. Gene Ontology annotation, cellular component: mitochondrion. Gene Ontology annotation, molecular function: hydrolase activity, acting on acid anhydrides, in phosphorus-containing anhydrides.
UUUUCAGUAAACUAACUGUUUACAAUUAAGGAACAAUCAUUACCACAAGUUCAACUCAACAUCUUAAUUGAGAUAUAAAGAUUCUAUUUGAUUGUCAAUACAAUCAAAGUGAAUGAUUAGAUUGAGUAAAUAUUGAAUUUUUCAAUUGUCUUUUAUUCAACUGUUUUUAAUUUUAUUGGUUCAUCUAAAUUGUUUCCUGUGGUGCUAAUUGAUCUGGAUUAUCUUCAUCUCAGUUAAAUACAUCACCAAAUAGAAUCUUCGUCAAGUUGGUUCUCUCUCUCUCUCUCUUUCUCUCUCUCUUGUUAGCUGAUUGUCUUCAGUUUACAUCAUCAUCAUCAUCAUCUUCUUCUUCUUCUUCUUCAUUUGUAUUACCUGAAACCAUUUUCUACAUUGGAUUAAUUUACUGUGCGUUGUGAUUCCAAUCUAAUCUUUGAUCAGAUUUACUGUUGACCAGUUUUUUUCCCUGUGAACAAAAACAAAGUUAAUCCAAAGAAAAACCCAUAAUAAUAAUCAAGGAAAUGUCAUCAACUCCAUGGAAAGAAGCAGCAACUCUUAUAAUUGUUGCCCGAGCUUCAGUUACCCAAAAGAUUGGAGUUGAUUUGGGUCACAAUUUAAUUGUCUCAAGUCGCGUUUUACCAAAUGAAGAAAAGGCCACAAUUCGUUCAUCAAAACAAUUAACAUCAACCGAUUAUCGUGUUCUAAUGGUUAAACGAAGUAACCUUUCAUCUUUCAUGGCCUCAGCUUAUGUUUUCCCCGGUGGACAUGUUGAAAUUUCCGAUUAUUCAUCUAAAUGGUGGAAUCUUUUCCAAAGACUUGGUAUCAACAAAGAAACAUUGAUAAAAGACAUUAGAUCCCGUGUAACUGGACCUCGUCCACCGAUGAUUCAAAAUCCAACAAUUUUACAAGAAAUUGAUACUCAUGCAAAUGAAUUUGAUAAUCUUUUAAUCCCAGAGAUCGCCUUAAGAAUAGCAGCAAUUCGAGAAACUUUUGAAGAAACAGGUGUGGCUCUAUUAACUUCAGUACCUUAUGGAAAUCAAUCAACUGAUGAUGUUAAUAUUGGAAAUGUUGAUUUAGUUUCAUGGCGGCAAAAGGUUAGAGAAAAUGGAUCAAAUUUCAUCAAUCUAUGUGAGCAACUUAAUCAAGUUCCCAAUAUAUGGUCACUUUACGAAUGGUGGGACUGGUUAACUCCGAUCUCCGUUGGUCAUAAGCGAUUUGAUACAAUGUUUUAUAUUUGCUGUCUAAAUAAACAACCGAAAGUCGUUCUCGAUAAUACCGAAGUUACCAAGUUGAAGUGGUGUACACCUUCUGAGAUAAUUAAUGAACAUACUAAUGAAGGUGUUUUUCUGGCUCCACCUCAAGUGUACGAAUUAGCUCGUUUGGAUAAUUUGGCGAGUUUCGAUGAGAUUGAGCGAUUUUCUCGUGAAAGAGAAAAAUUUGGCGUCCAAAGAUGGAUGCCAGUAAUUGCUACUUAUUCUGAUGGUGCGAUCUCACUUCUUCCAGGGGAUGAUGCGUUUCCCUCUGAGCCCGAUAUAAUUGGCCUUAAACCUGUUCCCGAUUUUCCCGAAACUUUGGCUCAAAUGAAAUCUCAAGUUACUAAUAUAAACAGGAUUGAAUUGAGAGGUCCUGUUUGUACCUGUUUAAAUAAUUGUCGACUUACUUGUGGUCAUCUUAGUCCAGUUCCAGCUCCUUCAUCUUCAGUUAAAUCUAAACUUUAAACCUAAUCAAUCAUUAUCAUUGUCAGACAAUUUAACCUGAAAACCAACUAUUUUCAUUUUGAACAAGUUUCCAUUACAUUUUGGCUCUUACCAAUUUCACCACAUCAAAACGGACAAUCAAUUAAUACAAAUCAAUUGGCAUAAAUAAAUCAACGAGAUAAAUAAUCAAUAAUUAACAGUUAAAACAAUCAAUAUUCUUGGACUGUGAUAGCAAAUUGGAUUAGAUAGAAUUUGAUAAUAACAAAGAUUCAUACAAACGCUCUUAACUCCAUACAAUUCCAGUGAUGAUAAUCAAUUCUGAUUGAUAAGUGAUUCCAAUUAUUUGUUUUAAUCAAUUUUUAUACUUAAUUAUAAUCUGAUAUUUUUUUAAAAGUUACAAUUUGAAAUGCUUACUUUUUGUUACAACAUAAUAUUAUAUAUUGAAUUACAUGGAUCCCUUGGAUUAAAGACCAAUGGAAAAUUUCUAAAUAAAAUUGGAGAACAGGUCUAA